AUGGAUGCUAAAAUUAUUGAAGUGUUUGAGGAUGGGGAUGCAAAUUCUUCAAAUGUCAAGGUUGGACAGUGUGAGAAAAAGUCUUUGGGGAAAAUAUGCAGCAGAGAUCAGAGACACAACAAGAAAAAGAACACAACAAGAAAAGGAAGAAGUGUUUGGCUUGGAACAUUUGACAGUGCUGAGGAUGCUGCUUUAGCUUACGAUCAAGCUGCAUUUUCAUUGAGAGGUAAUAAUGUUGUGCUCAAUUUUUCUGUUCAAAGGGUCAAAGGAUAUUUGCAAGAGAUUCAAUAUGAUUGCAGAGAAGAGUUUUCACAAGGAGAGACACUGUGA
Medicago truncatula (barrel medic) is the source of this 330-nucleotide messenger RNA. Its product is annotated as ethylene-responsive transcription factor 1B-like. Gene Ontology annotation, cellular component: nucleus. Bases 1 to 330 code for a protein of 109 amino acids. Gene Ontology annotation, biological process: regulation of DNA-templated transcription. The transcript has 2 exons. Gene Ontology annotation, molecular function: DNA-binding transcription factor activity; sequence-specific DNA binding. Lineage: Eukaryota; Viridiplantae; Streptophyta; Magnoliopsida; Fabales; Fabaceae. The record is from RefSeq and is a predicted model, not a curated record.